Nymphaea colorata (pocket water lily) is the source of this 655-nucleotide messenger RNA. RefSeq lists its product as uncharacterized. Bases 127 to 396 code for a protein of 89 amino acids. Lineage: Eukaryota; Viridiplantae; Streptophyta; Magnoliopsida; Nymphaeales; Nymphaeaceae. The transcript has 3 exons. The record is from RefSeq and is a predicted model, not a curated record.
CAAGAAAGAUGGAAAGCGUGGACAGGCCUCCAUUCGGAGAGGGCGAGAAAUUCUCAUCGUCUUCUUCUUCCUCUCUCUGCGCUUCAUAUUCUUCUGCCUCUCUUUCUCUCUCUCGCUGCGGUCUCCAUGGCUAAACGAUGGAUAAGGCCCGAGGUGUAUCCUCUCUUUGCUGCGGUGGGUACGGCUGUCGGCAUCUGCGGAAUGCAAUUGAUUCGCAACAUCUGUAUCAAUCCUGAAGUCAGGGUUAGCAAGGAAAACAGAGCUGCAGGAAUUCUUGAAAACUUUGCUGAAGGGGAAAGAUAUGCUGAACAUAGCCUCAGGAAGUUUGUUCGCAACAGACCUCCAGAAAUCAUGCCAUCAAUAAACAGCUUCUUCACAGAUCCUAAAGGAAACUAAAGUUAAAGCUUCAUGUGGAUAAAGAUUUUGUUUUUCCUGCUUAAAAUCUGCCUUCUAACUAUUAGCUAGACAUGCGUUUGUGUUUGGAGAAGAGUAUGUGGAUCCAAAGAUUUUCUGUUCUCAUUGUCAUCCUUCACUCCAAUGCCCAGAAGAGUCGUAUUUAACUAUGGGAUGCUAUAUAGCUCAUUACAGUACUUCGUUCUAAUAUCUUUUGAAUAAAAUUGGCUUUAUUGCCAGCAUAAUUUUAUUUUCUGUUAAA